UAACUAAACACAUUAAUGAUAACAGCUCACUGCGCUGAAGUUUUCAUUUCAGUAGAAGGACUUUCGAUACGAGACCGGUCGGAACGCAUAAAGAACUUUAAAACAAUUAUUGAAAAGGAAAUAAGUGAUCAAGACAUAUUAAAUAAUUUAUAACAAGCCGAUAAAAUGAAAGGUUUAGCAAUUAUCAUUCUUCUUGCCAGUUGUCUCCUGCAUAUGUGUGUUGGUCAAUAUUUGGACAUAGAUUCAGUUACAGUUUCGUCGCCAUCGUACUUAUCAGAAGGAAUGUCUAAUAGUGCCACAUUUAGUAUAACAUUUACAACAUACAAUGGGGCUGACAGCAUUAUUGAAGGCGACAUGGACGCCACCCGCUACACGCUCAAGACUUAUAUCUCUAACGACGGGGAGUCUGAGACGGCAGCUAGCAAUGCAACACUUACCUCUUCUAUGAUAGCCACAGACCUUACUGAUGAUGUGAGCAAUACAUGGUCUGCAGUUAGCACCACGAUUGAUCUCACCAAUGUCGUGUGUAGCAACAACACAUACGUUUACUUCUGUGCCGAAAUUGAACCUUCCCCCGGAGCAACUUGGGGUCCAGGUGUCGACUAUUCUGGCAACGCCACUUGCGCUGACCUUGUUUGCAGAUAUGAAGUUGACGUUGGCAUCACUGACUUAGAAAUCACAAAUCCCGAUGACGGCCUUACAGUUGGUGGAGGUCAAGCCAUCGAUUUUGACGUCACGAUCAUGAUCCAUAACUCAUCAAACGAUGUGGGGGGUUACAACGUUUGGGCAAUCAACGCAUACCUGUCCACCUACUCGACUGGUGUCACAAAGGCUACAGAAUCAGAUGCCACACUGUCUUUCGCGCAACGCACAUACUCCCUCUCGGCCGGUUCCAGUGUUACGUUUGAAACUGUUGCUGUGACUUUGGAUCUUACAAAUCUGGAUUGCAACGAUGGUUACUACUUCUGCGCAGAGGUCAAACCCCAUUCCAGUGGUUAUUGGUAUGUGGCUGAUUCUGGUAACCUGGACGAAUUCACAUGUAUCUCAUUCACGUGUAAUUCGGCGACUUCAGUCACCGUCAGCGCACUGGUAUUUCUUCUCAGCUUCAGUGUGCUUUCCCUUUAAACAUUGAUAAGAUCGUAAGAGUUUAAAAUUCUACAGUUGACUAAAUAAUCAAUCAAGAUUACAAAAAACAAAAACUCUUGAAAAUACAUAGAUUUAAAAAAAACUCACGUUUUACAGAGGUUCGUAACAUUAUUUAAGCAAGAAUACCAAUUUCAUUGUAUUUAGUAGGGCCUAACUAUGGUAGGCCCUACCAAUUUCUUACGGUACUAUCGCUAAUACUUAUUUAAAUGCAGUUUAUAUAUUUAUAGGCAAGCCUAUUUAUAUCAAUUGAUUUUUAACAUGUUAGAAGGGUUCACUUUCUGUCGACAUGAAAUGCGUUUGCUUCAGGUACAUCGACAUAUCAUGCAAGAUAUAGGCCUACCUAUCAAUGUUUGUAAAUACGUUAGACCUGGUGCAGGAUUCAGAAAUCCGGAAUCUCGCGUUUGGUGCUCUUAGCAGUGGCGGCGCCGGGGGAGGGGGCGGAGGCGGCUUAAGCCCCCACCGGACAGAGCUUGUCGGGCAGUCAGACCAUAACAAAUAUAAAAACAGGCCCAAACCAAACCAACACAUGUCUGCCAGUCUGAGAGUGCCAUUUCUGACAAUCCAGAGGUUCCUAUUCUUAAACAGAAUCUCUUUUGGGAGGGGAACCCCUUAUCAAACCUCUCCCAGCCUACAACUUAAGUCCCCCUGUCGGACAGCUUAGCGCCCCCUCCCCGAAAAUAUACCCUAGAGCCGCCACUGGCUCUUUGCCGAAACACAACUGAGCCUAUGAUGAAAAUAUUACGAAGCAUGCAAAUUAGUAAUGUUUUUAGGUAAAUGGUAAAUCAUUACUUUGAGGUGUGCACCUUAAACUAUGUGUAAUACAUUUUAUGAGUGGAAAUAAAUGAAAAUAAGUGUUUGUA
Anneissia japonica is the source of this 2006-nucleotide messenger RNA. RefSeq lists its product as uncharacterized. The transcript is spliced from 4 exons. NCBI's taxonomy places the organism in Eukaryota, Metazoa, Echinodermata, Crinoidea, Comatulida, Comatulidae. The coding region runs from base 166 to 1125 and encodes 319 amino acids. The record is from RefSeq and is a predicted model, not a curated record.